Molecule: messenger RNA, 1833 nt
Organism: Cyclopterus lumpus (lumpfish)
Lineage: Eukaryota; Metazoa; Chordata; Actinopteri; Perciformes; Cyclopteridae
Gene: ecsit
Product: ECSIT signaling integrator
Exons: 9
Coding region: 184-1530 (448 amino acids)
Cellular component (GO): mitochondrion
Molecular function (GO): protein binding
Source: RefSeq, a predicted model, not a curated record
UGCAACACCAAACCGUGUAACGCAUUAGUUACGACCAGAAAUACGGACCGGGAAGUUCCGCCGGCUUUACAUCAUGGAGGCGUCCACGGGAGGUUGAUUUCUGAAGGAGACCUUCUAGAAGUUCUUCGUGCGGUCGUCAUCAUUAAUGUUCUGUUCCCUGUGAGUCGGUGUGAUGGCUGCACCAUGAAGCGGGCCCGCUGCCUGCUCCAGUCCGCCAGGUCUGCUGCCCAGUACGGCGCUCUGCUCCAGUCCGCCUCUUCCAGACAGCCGAACCCGCUGCGCAGCACCCAGCACCAGGUGCUGAGAUGUUUCCACGGCAGCCCGGCGCAUGCCAAGGGUCCACCUGUACCCGCGGAGUUCAUCAACGAGGAUGACAAAAAGGGGGACAAGUCUGUGGUCGUCCACGACGACCUGUUUGAGCGUGUGGCCAAAGAGGUAAAAACCAAGGCCACGUUCAACAAGGUGGUGGACGUCUUCAUCAAGGGGGACGUGAGGCGGCGGGGUCACGUGGAGUUCAUCUACGCCGCUUUGAAUAAGAUGCCGGAGUUUGGCGUGGAGAGAGACCUGGCGGUCUACAACAGGCUGCUGGAAGUUUUCCCCAAAGAGGUGUUUGUGCCCAGGAACUUUAUCCAGCGGAUGUUUAACCACUAUCCCCGGCAGCAGGAGUGUGGACUGCAGCUACUGGAGCAGAUGGAGAACUACGGUAUCAUGCCCAACAUAGAGACCAAAGUCCUGCUGGUCCAGAUCUUUGGAGAGAAGGGCCACCCCGUGAGGAAGUACCAGCGCAUCAUGUACUGGUUCCCCAGAUUCAAGCACGUAAACCCCUUCCCCAUCCCCCAGCAUCUGCCUGAAGACCCAGUGGACCUGGCUCGCUUCAGCCUGACCCGCAUCGCUCAUGACCGGGACGCUAAAGCCACCGUCCACCAGCUGCCCUGUACAGACAUUACAGAGAGCGGAGAGAAGAUCACACUUCCACAUAUAGUAGGUAUCCAGAGCCCCGGCCAGGUGGAGCUGCUGGCCAAGCACAACCCGAGCAGGCCGGUGUUUGUCGAGGGCCCCUUCCCUCUGUGGCUGAGGAAGACAUGUGUGUACUACUACGUCCUCAGGGCUGACCCCACACCGCCCGACGAGAAGGUCGAGGAGCCCUUUGAUCCAGAGAGGUGUUUGGACUAUCCUCUGCAGCUUGAACUGGAUUUGGACCGUGACCUCGGGGACGAAGAGAACUUCGACGUGGAAGAUCUGGACGAGGGUCCGGUCUUCGCCAUGUGUAUGACCGGCCGGGGAGAACAGGCCGUCCUCAACCAGUGGAUCUCCGGCCUCCAGGAGAAGAAUCCCAUCCUGGGUCGGGUCCCCACUCUGUUCCGCCUGGACGCUGGGCCCCGGGAGCUGCAGGGGGUGGCUGAGACAGAGUCAGCCCACCACCACGGUCCAGAACCCGAGACCCAGACAGAGGAGAGACCGCCUCAAGAAGAACAUAAGAAGAACCUGAGGGAACAGUGGAGGAAGAGCCGAGGACGAGCCAGAAGAUGAAACGGUGAACAGCAGUCAGACUGGACUAUGAUGGGAGGGGCUACUGGUUCAGCAGAAGGACUAAGCUUCAGUAAUAUAAUAAAUACAUUAAAAAGUGUUGGAUGAGAUUAUUGUAAUCAAUUUUGUUGUUGUUAUUGUAUGCCUCUGAUAUAAUGAUAGUGUAAUAGCAUAAUGAUGCAAUUACACCCUUAAUAAAUUGCAAUUUACUUUGAAUUCUGAAGAAUAUUAGGAUAUUUGAAUUGGAAUGUGAAAAAUAAAUAACCUAAAUAAAUGACAAAAUGAGGAACAACCAAAACAAUGAAA